UGGCCCGUUGCGGGCCCAUCCCAAUUCCCACAUCGACUGAUCAAAGGGAAGGGACGACCAGUACGUGGUGGGCAAAGCACAAAUCUUGCCUCCUGGAAGUGGGAAAUUAAGGGAAAGAGAGAGAAAGAGAGUUACCAUAUUGGAAUUUGGAAAGAAUGGAGCUGAAAGCUGAAAACUUGACGAAAGGGCAUCUCUAUUGAUCUGAUCAUUGUUUAGAUAUUCAUUUCUGCUCACUUCGCAACGCUGAGGAUAGUUUUCAUCGCUCUACGGUUUCUCAAACUCUCCAUUGAUUUGGUUCUUUUCCCUUACUAUGGGAGGUGUUGUUUCGGGGAAGACUGAGUCACUUGAGACCGAUAUUGUUGAGUCCAAGCUUGAAGCUAAAAUGGUGGAAGUUAUGCAGGGUAGAGCAUCUAAAGGAAGCUCUCUUAAAUCAUUUAACAGCAUUAUAUUGAAGUUUCCCAAGAUUGAUACUAGUUUCAGAAAGUGCAAGGAUAUCUUUAAGCAAUUUGAUGAGGACAGAAAUGGGACUGUAGAUCAAGAGGAGCUGAAACAUUGUUUCCAUAAGUUGGAGGUUAAUUUUACAGAAGAGGAAAUUAAUGAUCUCUUUCAGGCAUGUGAUAUUAAUGAGGAUAUGGGAAUCAAGUUCAAUGAGUUCAUUGUCCUUCUCUGCCUUGUCUACCUUUUGAAGGAUAAGUCUUCUGCAAUUCAAGCGGAACCAUUGAUGCCAAAUUUGGAUUCAACGUUUGAGACAUUGGUGGAUGCAUUUGUGUUCUUGGACAAGAAUAAGGAUGGAUAUGUGAGCAAAACAGAGAUGAUUCAGGCAAUAGACGAAACAGGGGAAAGGUCAUCUGGCAGAAUAGCCAUGAAACGAUUUGAAGAGAUGGACUGGGACAAAAAUGGAAUGGUGAACUUUAAAGAAUUUCUAUUCGCUUUCACCGGUUGGGUUGGUAUCGACGAUGAAGACGACGACGAAGAGUCUUGAGGAGAUUUCCGAGAAAUAAGGAAGAAGAGAUGUAAAUAAAUCUCUAACCUUCCUUAGAUAAUGAUAGUAUGACAGUUUACAUUCCACUUCAGGUCAGAUAAGUUCAUCACAAGCAGUAGCACGAUAACUGAAACUUGUCGAGAAAGAACAAUAUAAUCGUAAUUUGGUGCAUUUUGUUUUGUCUGUAAAUAAUCUCGACGUUUGUUCAAAUACUAUAUAUCUAUAUCAUCAUGUUCCUCUUCUCCU
Messenger RNA from Impatiens glandulifera, 1228 nucleotides. Its product is annotated as probable calcium-binding protein CML21. Gene Ontology annotation, molecular function: calcium ion binding. Lineage: Eukaryota; Viridiplantae; Streptophyta; Magnoliopsida; Ericales; Balsaminaceae. Bases 311 to 982 code for a protein of 223 amino acids. The record is from RefSeq and is a predicted model, not a curated record. The transcript is spliced from 4 exons.